GACUGAGAGUAGAAUUCGCGGCGUCCAUCGAAAAUCUAAAUCCGUCCCGAGAGCCAAGAAGAAGAAGAAGAAGAAGAAGAGACGCGUCGUCGAUGGCUCCUUGAGCCUCGAAGGAGUUUUUCGAAACGAUAGUCAAUAAUCGUCUCCAGAUUGAAUCGGAUUCAUUUAAAAACUGUCAAUAAAAAUUGUUCAGUUUCUUAAAAUCGGCUAGUGAGUUAUUUUUUUUUUUUUAAACAAAAAGUUUUUAAUUUAGUGCUAGAGGAGAAGAUUAUCAUCAUAAAAUUUUGUUCAUUUAUAAAAAUAUGAUUCGUGUCGACGAAACAGACCCGGUUGGUGAGAUCGAGCCAAGUUUUCCAUACAGAGCAGUGACUGUAAGAAAAGGAGUUCAAUUUAAUGAUUUCUACGAUAUUCAAUCGGAAAUUGGCAGAGGAAAAUUUGGCACAGUCUAUCGAUGCAAAGAAAAGAAAAGUGAAUUGGCUUUGGCCGCCAAGGUGGUGAAUACCACGAGGAAGGAAGAUAAGCGUGCUGUGGAACGUGAGGUCGAAAUCAUGAGAAGGUUACAGCAUCCACGUCUGAUUCAGCUCUACGAUGCCAUCGACACUGGAAAACAAAUAUACGUCAUCUUAGAACUCAUUCAGGGUGGAGAACUAUUUGAGAGAGUUAUCGAUGACGAUUUUUUAUUGACAGAACGAAGCUGUGCAGUUUUCAUGCGUCAAAUUUGCGAGGGAAUUGAAUUUAUUCAUGGACAGCAUAUUUUACAUCUUGAUAUGAAACCUGAAAAUAUUCUUUGUCUAACAAAAGAGGGUAAUCGAAUAAAGAUCAUUGACUUUGGAUUAGCGAGGGAAUAUGAUCCAAAGAAAAAAUUGCAAGUUUUGUUUGGAACGCCGGAAUUUGUUGCGCCAGAAGUUGUGAAUUUUGAUCAAAUUGGCUUUGGCACUGACAUGUGGAGCAUUGGUGUCAUCUGCUACGUAUUAUUAUCGGGUCUCUCUCCAUUCAUGGGCGACACUGACAUCGAAACAAUGGCAAACGUGACAAUUGCAAAAUACGAUUUCGACGACGAAGCCUUCUCUGGAAUUUCGGAAGACGCCAAGGACUUUAUAAGAUGCCUCCUCGUCAAGGAUAUCUCAAAGAGGGUGAGCGCGUCCCAGUGUCGUCAGCAUCGAUGGCUAGCAAGGAAAACGAUAAAAUCAUCAGUGUCAAUGAAAAAUGGACCGGAUGUGAGAAUAAAACCAAAAUCAAAUGGAAUUGGUAAAGAGGAAUUGGAUGUCACCAAGGAUAAUUUACGAAUGUUUGUGGAAAGAUGGCGUGAGCAUCCAAACAGUCCGUACACCAUUGAGGUUCAAACGUUAAUUGAAGUUGCCGCCAAUCUCAAUGAGAAGAAAAAUAGUAAUAAUAAUAAUAAUAAUUUCGAGUCGAUUUCCCUAUGUUGUCACACACCCUCAUCAUGCGAGAGUAUUUCUAGUUCAAUUUCCGAAUCGACGACCAAUUCAACACGUGAUCACAGUUCUGGAUCACUUCUUGCAAUUCCAAAUUUUGGUCUCUCUCUCGAGAGACGUGCCUCGGAGGGUGCUAGGGCACGUGACGCAGCCGCUCAAAUUCUCCUCGCUGAGGAAAUUAUCAAACUCUCCGAACAUCUUCGCUUAAUCGCCAUGGCACCGUCCGACACAACGCUGAAGACGAACGAGAAAUUGAAGACCGUUGAUGAGAGGGAGAGAAAAAGUGGAGAAGAUGAGAAGAUAAGAGGUCGGUUUGACGUAAGGAGUAAGGAAAAUGUUGGGAACAAUAAGGAAGAGGCGAAAAUUAAUGGGGAAGGAGUGGGGAAAUGUGGAACAGUCGGUAAAAAAGAGGGAGGAGUGAGGAGGAAUGGGGAACGAGGGAAUUCCGGGAAUGGGGAGAGAAAAGAGGACAAAAACGAAGAGGUGGGGAAAUGUAGGGAAGAGAAGAAAAAAGAAGGAGAUAAAGAGAAGAUAAACAGUGGGAAAGGAGGAAAGAAUUAUUGGGCAGUGAACAAAAGUGGGGAAGGAGUAAAUAAAGACGAGGACGUGAGGAAAAUUAGGGAAAAAGUACAGACAAAUGGAGGAGUGACGAGAAAACAGGAAGAGGUCGGAAAGAAUAGUGAGGAAGCGAAGAAAAAUGGAGGAGUGAAGAAAAAAGAGGAGGAAGUGAAGAAAAUUGGGGAAGAAGUGGCAAAAAAUACAGAAGGGAAAAACAAAAGUGAGGAGGACUUGAAGAAAAAUGGGGAAGGAGUGAAGAAAGAUGGGGAAGGAGUGAAGAAAGAUGGGGAAGGAGCAAAGAAAAAUGGGGAAGGUGCAAAUAAGAAUGAAGAAGGAGUAAAGAAAAAUGGGGAAGGAGCAAAGAAGAAUGAAGAAGGAGUAAAGAAAAAUGGGGAAGGAGCAAAGAAAAAUGGGGAAGAAAUCCAAAAAAUCGUGGAAGUGAAUAAUAAAGAGGAAGGAGUAAAGAAAAAGGGGGAAGGAACCCAAAAAAUCAUAGAAGUGAAUAAAAAAGAGGAAGCAGUAAAGAAAAUUGGGGAAGAAGCGAAGAAAAAGCAGCAAGAGGUCAAGAAAAAUUGGGAAGGACUAAAGAAAGCUGAAGAAGAAUCAAAAACACAUGGGGAAGGAGCAAAGGAAAAUGGUGAAGGAACAAAGAAGACUUUUGAAGACCUGAAGAAAAAUACCAGAGUAUCGAAAAAUGAAAAAAUAAUCCCAAAAUCCUUCGAGGGAGUAAAGAAACAAGCUGAAAUGAACCCCACAACUAAAUCAGAACCCCUAACAAAAAAUUUGAAUACAAUAAAAGACAUAAAGAAUGAAGAAAAUUCCCCAACAAAUCAACUAAAUUCCGAACUGAAGAAAAAGACCAAAACCGAUUUUCUUCUUGCAGACAAACCAAAAGACGACACAAAAUCUAAAAAUCCAUCUGACAAUGAAACAAACGAAAUAUCAAUGAAACUAUCGAAUCUAGCGCAACAGAGGAAAUUAAACGGAACCGCCUUCAAUGGGAAUCGAUUUGAAAAAUUUGCCGACAGUGGUUCGGGUAAUUUUACAUUGAAAAGAACGAAUAAAUUUAAUACAGUUGUGUUUAAUGAUAGUUUUGCGACAAAAUUAACUGAUAAGUUUAGUGUAAAGGGAUUUGACGAUGAUGAAUCAAUAGACGAUGGUAAGAGAAUUAUUGAGAGGGAAAUUGAUUUAACUCCACCGUGGCGUAAAUCGAGACCAAAGAGAAGAUUCAGUGAAUCAUGUCGUGAUGUGCCACGAAUAACAAAUUUACAGGAUAUUCACAAGACAUUGAAUUUAAAUGAGCCAAAGAGCACCAAAGAUUUGUUACUGCAAUUAUUGACUGAAUGGGAUGAGGCAAGACCUAGUGGAACUGGUCGAAAGUCGAGUGUCGAUUUAUGGCGUGACGAUGAAUCGAUUGCACGACGUUCCAUAAACUCGCUGGCCGAGUAUUUUCAAUCGGAGCAAAAGAAAAAUGCAACAACGUUCGAUUCAACAUCAUCGAUACAACGUUGAAGGAAUUGUUUCAUUUUUGUAUUUUUGGCUUUUGACAAAGUCAUUUGUUGGAAACAGGUGAUAAUGAGUGAGAAUCGAUCUUUGAAAGAGAGUAGAAAAUCGAUCAUGAACAAGGUGGAUAAUUUUUCUAGUCCGAGUCGUUUAAUUUUUUCCUCAUGUUUCGUUGCUGAAUUUCGGUAAUGCCCACGGAGUACAUAAUUUUUUCUAGGACCUUAAUAUUUUGAAAUAUUCAGGAAAUAUUACGUGCCCUGUGGGUAUUAAACAUUCCAUCUUAUUCUUUCCUAUAUUUCCCACUUUUAAAUUUCCUUCUUCUUCAUUUUGAGCCGAAUUCCACUUUUGAAAAGCGACUGACAUUGAGAAACAAAGAUGAAUACAAUUGUAUUAAUUUUUUCUUUAAAUGAAUCAAUCGCCAUUAAAUUUCGAUUUUGUAAAAGAAGAAAGAACUACAAGACGAAUUUAAGAUUGAAUUGACCUAUAUCAUUAUUAAACUCCGUAACAAUAAAUAAAUACAGUUAUAAAAAUAAUUCAUAUCUAGUCUGUGAGAAAAGAAGAAUGAUGAUUUUUAUUAAGGAGAAUGAUAUUAUUG
Leptopilina heterotoma is the source of this 4092-nucleotide messenger RNA. RefSeq names its product probable serine/threonine-protein kinase pXi. Bases 303 to 3506 code for a protein of 1067 amino acids. Lineage: Eukaryota; Metazoa; Arthropoda; Insecta; Hymenoptera; Figitidae. Gene Ontology annotation, molecular function: protein serine/threonine kinase activity; ATP binding. The transcript is spliced from 7 exons. Gene Ontology annotation, cellular component: nucleus. The record is from RefSeq and is a predicted model, not a curated record. Gene Ontology annotation, biological process: positive regulation of apoptotic process; protein phosphorylation; intracellular signal transduction.